AAGUGGAACCUAAAAUUUUUCAUUUUAUUUUUCUAAGUAGAAUUUUAUAUACAAGUAGAAAAAUAUCAUGAAAACUGAGGAUUAUGGAUUUAGAAAAUAUCUAUAGAUGGAUACUAGCUUUCUCGUCCUUUUAUGGUUAUGAGACAACAGUUUAUAUAAGAGGAAUUAUUGAUUCAACCAUUACAUUAAACUGUUCUCUACGGGGACUUUCAACUGAACACAGUAUAAUUUGGAAGGGACCUCCUAAUGAAACCAACUAUUGCAUUCAGAACCAUCUCUAUUUAAAUAACAUCCCGAAAUACUUGAAACCGAGGUUGAAAAUAGUUGGAAACUUUAACAAAGGAUUUUACAAUCUUCAGAUCAAAGACCUACAUUUAUCUGACGAAGGGUUUUACAUGUGUCAUCAAUUUCGAUCUAAGCACAAUGAAUACUUCUAUUUAGAUGUAAUUGGAUUAAAUGUAACAGUCUCCAAGCCAUCAUAUGUAGGUGAGAUUGGAAGUUCUAUAACCUUGGGUUGUAGCAUAACAUCUAAAUCCAACGACAUCAGUGAGGUCCGCUGGUAUUUUUAUUCUAGCGGAAAAUAUCAUCUACUAGAACCUUCAUCUAACACAGGAAAGUACAGUAAACCUACACCAGAGAAUCCAUCACUAACAAUUGAAAAAUUGGAUUUAAACGAUGUUGGACCUUACAUUUGCUCUGCAACUAAUGGAGACGGGUUAAAUGUUAAUAGCACUGCAACACAUUUAUCACUUCUCGAUUCUAAAGAGAACAGGAAGGUUGUCUUUAUAUUAGGUUUAAUAUGUUGUCUUCUUGUAUUGUUGGUUGUAACUGGACUUGUUCUGAGGAAGAAUAAACCAAUGUUGUUUUUGCAAAUAGCAUAUACAUUUCAAAAGGCUGAAGAUGAUGAUUCAAAAUUAUGGGACGCAUUUAUAUCAUUCAAGUCACAAGACGUAGACCACCAGUUUGUAUCCAGUAAACUUUACAUGAAGUUGGAAACACAGUUGGGUUAUAAAUUGUGCAUUCACCAUAAAGACUUUUUACCAGGAAAAGCAAUUGCUAACAACAUAGUGGAUUCCAUUGCUAACAGCCGUCGUACUAUACUGAUAAUAAGCAGGGAGUAUCUUCAAGGAGGGUAUACCACUUUUGAAUUGGAAAUGGCUCAUGCUGAAAUGAUUGCUACUAAAUCAAAGCACAAGAUCAUUCCAAUAUUACUAGACAAAUAUGACAAUUUACAAGGUUCAAUGGACGAUACUUUAAAACACAUAAUCCAAUCCGUCACUUACAUUACGUGGCCAGGAGAAACCAGUCAAAGGGAUGUUAAAUCUUUUUGGAAAAGACUUGAACUUUCUAUGCCAAAGAGAUCACGUAAACUUCGCAUCACAAGCGAUGAAACUACUCCAUUGUUAAAAAGUAACUUGCUUGAAUCAUCUGCAUAAGAUUUCUCUACACAUGACAGUUGUAUUAAACAUAUAAUGUAGAUUCAUUAAUUUUCGUGGGUAUCGAUUUUCGUGGAUUGAGGAAACUUGCAUUUUCGUGGAUAUUUGAUUUCUUGGUUUUGCCAAUCUCUGCAUACAAAGCCUAUAGAAAAUUUGUAAUUCGUUGAACAUUUAAAUUCGUGGUUCACCUGUUCCCACGAAAAUUGGUAUCCAACGGAUAAUGAUGAAUCCACAGUAAUGAAACAAAUAAUAAAAUUUUCCGGGCAACCGUUUAUCCAUGUUUCAGAAGACUUAAUUGGGAAGUUGUGAACAUUUAUCCCUAUUAUUUGUAACAGUUAAUAAUUUUCAGAAAUUUCAGAAAUUGGUAGAAAGAUGAUAGCUGCCCUUUGAUUAUAUGUUUAACAACACAUGAUAUACCAAGACUAAUAAAAAUUAGAAGGGAGUUGUUUGAUAGAG
Messenger RNA from Mytilus californianus (California mussel), 1892 nucleotides. RefSeq names its product interleukin-18 receptor 1-like. The transcript has 6 exons. Bases 84 to 1436 code for a protein of 450 amino acids. Lineage: Eukaryota; Metazoa; Mollusca; Bivalvia; Mytilida; Mytilidae. The record is from RefSeq and is a predicted model, not a curated record. Gene Ontology annotation, biological process: signal transduction.